Messenger RNA from Spea bombifrons (plains spadefoot toad), 2684 nucleotides. RefSeq names its product TBC1 domain family member 24 (gene TBC1D24). The transcript has 8 exons. Bases 275 to 1972 code for a protein of 565 amino acids. NCBI's taxonomy places the organism in Eukaryota, Metazoa, Chordata, Amphibia, Anura, Pelobatidae. The record is from RefSeq and is a predicted model, not a curated record.
GGGCGUGACCCGGCGGUGGCCCGCUCACGGUGUGGAGCAGGCGAGACAGCUAAGGUGGGAGGAGACAGCUCAGAGAAAGAGGUGCUGGGGAAUGGCAGAGACACCCAACCUGACAGAAACAGAUAAAGACAGGCGCCGGAGCACCGACAGACGUUACAUUGAGGCAGACUGACACCCGGGAGAGUGCCCCCUCAGGCUAGUCACUCAGGAUAUGCGUCUAUUUUGAAGAAGGUGCGCCAGUUUUUACGACCUUGGCCAACGCUUCUUUGGAGCAAUGGAUGACACAGAAUAUGGCACUUUUGUGGACUGGGAUAAGAUGGAGGUAGGGAACCAAGAGCCGAGUCCCAAAGUUCUAAACUGCACGGACUUCCAGGAGCUAAAACAACAUUCUCGCCAGGGGUAUUGGGCCAAAAGCCAUUCGCUGCGAGCCAAGGUUUACCAAAAACUAAUUAAGGAUAUCCCGUGCAGAACUGUAACGCCAGAUGCCAGCGUGUACCGUGACAUCGUAGGAAAGAUUGUCGGCAAACGUACCUCAAGCACCAUUCCUCUACCUGAGUUUGUAGAUGACCGCCAGGUUCCUACUUACUGUCUGAACUCAGAAGGCAUUGGUGCGGUCAGAAAAAUUAUCCUUUGCAUCUCUAAUCAGUUCCCGGAUAUCUCUUUCUGCCCAGCCCUGCCAUCUCUGGUGGCUCUGCUCCUCCACUACAGUCAGGACGAAGCAGAUUGCUUUGAAAAUGUGUCUCGAAUCUUAGCCUGCAAUGACCCCAACAGGAGGCUUGUUGACCAAACUUUCCUAGCCUUUGAGUCCUCUUGCAUGACCUUUGGCGAUCUCGCGGGGAAAUACUGCCAGGGCCCUCACAAGCUUAUGGUGGCAGUGUCUGAAGAUGUCUUGGAGGUAUACUCUGACUGGCAGAGGUGGCUCUUUGGAGAUCUCCCGUUCGCCUUCGUUACACGCGUAUUUGAUGUAUUUCUGGUGGAGGGUUACAAGGUACUCUUUAGGGUAGCCCUAGCCAUACUCAAGUUCUUCCACAAGGUAAGAGCUGGCCAGCCCAUGGAAUCGAGCAAUGUGAAGAGAGACAUCCAGAUGUUUGUGAAGGACAUCGCCAAGUCUGUUACUCCGGAAAAGCUCUUGGAGAAGGCGUUUUCCAUACGGCUGUUCUCUCGUAAGGAGAUUCAGCUGCUCCAAAUGGCUAACGAGAAAGCCCUGCAGCAGAAGGGGAUCACCGUGAAACAGAAGAGAGCCAUAUCUCCAGUCCGACAGAACGUCCAUCUUGCCGUCCACGCGGAAAACUUCAGAUCGGAAAUAGUGAGCGUUAAGGAGAUGAGGGACAUAUGGUCCUGGAUUCCGGAAAGAUUUGCCCUCUCUCAGCCGCUCCUGCUCUACACCAACCAGGAGCACGGUAACAGCCUCAGCAGGUUUUACCUGCACUGUGAGGGACACGAACCAACGCUGCUUCUCAUCAAAACAAGUAAUGGCGAGGUAUGUGGCGCUUACCUUUCUACCGACUGGAGUGACCGGAAGAAGAGUGGAAAUAAACUGAGCUUCUUCGGCACGGGGGAGUGCUUUGUGUUUCGACUUCAGCCAGAGGUGGAGCGGUACGAGUGGGUGAUCAUAAAACACCCGGAACUCGGACAAGCGACUUCAUCAGCUGACAAAGAUGAAAACGCUUCCCAAGAGCCGGAGGCUGGAUCUGAUCCUUCUGAUCGGCUUUCCCCUUUCCUGGCCACUCGGCACUUUAACCUCCCCUCCAAAACCGCCUCUAUGUUCAUGGCAGGGAGCUCGGAGUGCAUCAUCAUAGGUGGGGGCGACGGACAGGCAUUAUACUUAGACUCUGAUCUGAACUACGGAAGAACCAGCCAUUGCAACACGUUCAACAAUCAACCUCUGUGCUCCGAAACCUUCCAAGUCUCCAUAAUUGAAGUAUGGGGCUUCAAGGACAACCUGAACGAUGAUGACAGGCACUUGCCUUGAUGCCCUCCUGCUUCGUGUAUCAUAAAGAGGCUCUCAACUGAGAAAUCAAGGCAGCUGCAGACAGUCGGUUGAUGUUCGGGGCUUGUGCGCGUUACCACAGACGUCCCGUGAUGCACGUUUAUCAGAAGACGGUGAAUUGCUGGCUAGCUGUGCUACAGAGAACUUGGUCUGAGGGAUCAACCCUGAUGUAUACAUCUGAGUAAUUUUGCAUAUAUACCCCCCCCAAUCAGGACCUACACACUUUCUGACACACACUCAUUCACUCUUACCAAAAUAUGCACUUUUACGUGGCUCUCAGAGAUAAACAUGGACCUAUGCAAACACAUUAACGUGCAUUCCUGACUAUGUGAGCUAAUGAGCCAGUCGCCCGUCCCUUCUAAUCACUAUAUCCAAACGUCUUAAACACGAGUGACAUUCCACCUCACCGAGGGUAUUUCCACUGCAUAUCUGCAAUCUGAUGGAUAGAGGAUCGUGUCCUGUAUGCAUCAGAGAUCAAAACUCCGUGAGAUUUGUUGUGAAUUCUAUGUGACUUCUGUUUGUGUUUUGUUACUAUCCUUCAUGCCAUUUUUUUUUCUUUUUCUUUCUUUAUGUCCCUGAAGUUGUGUAAGUGAAGCCACCGGUGUUUGUAGGUUAUUUGAAUGUUGAUCCUGAGUCUAGAAUCAUACAGAAAAUUUGUCUCCAUAAGAUUUCAGGAAUAAACUUGAAUCUCAUA